Messenger RNA from Candidozyma haemuli, 1311 nucleotides. Its product is annotated as 2-aminoadipate transaminase. Gene Ontology annotation, molecular function: L-2-aminoadipate:2-oxoglutarate transaminase activity; pyridoxal phosphate binding. The record is from RefSeq and is a predicted model, not a curated record. Lineage: Eukaryota; Fungi; Ascomycota; Pichiomycetes; Serinales; Metschnikowiaceae. Gene Ontology annotation, biological process: biosynthetic process. Bases 1 to 1311 code for a protein of 436 amino acids. The transcript has a single exon.
AUGCCUAAACAGAUCAAUUUCUUCAAAGGGCACCCAACGCUCGAUCUUUUGCCCAAGAAAGAACUUUCUGAAACUUUUACUAAGGUUAUCAGUGAAACAGCUCAUACUGACUACGAAUCGGAUCCCCAUAACCGUCAUCCUCUUCAGUAUGGUACUGAUCUCGGUAAUUUGACUGCUCGAGAAAGUGUGGCUCGUUGGGUAAACGGCCAGUUUGGGAGGAAUUCUUUACAUGCUGACCAGAUCAAUUUGACUGGAGGCUCUUCUUAUGGUUCUCAAAAUAUUCUUUUGGCGACAACCAACGUGGAAACCACUGUCCAAGCGUUUGUGGUGCUGCCAACUUACUUCUUGAUCAAUUAUGCAUUCAUUGAUGCUGGGUUCGAGGGAAAGAUGACAGCGGUCAAGGAGACUCCAGGUCAGGAGUUCGACAUUGACUUGGAUUUCUUAGAGAAGAAAUUGAAGGAACUCGACGAAAAGCACGGUCUUGAGCCGGUAGGCGAUAAGGAGAUCAAUGUGUUUACAGACCCUACGGGGAGAGACGCUAGAAAACAGUAUAGGUACGUUAUGUACCUAGUGCCAUCGUUUUCUAAUCCGGGUGGCCUCACAUACACGGAAGCCACUAGAAUUAGGCUUCUUAAGCUUGCGAGGAAGCACGAUUUGCUUCUUCUUUCUGAUGAUGUAUAUGAUCACUUGAACUACGAUGGUAAACCACCAGUCAGAAAGUUCAACCAGAUUGACGAGGACACUUUACCUAAGGGCUGGAAGUUUGGAAACUCCGUAUCUAAUCUGUCUUUUUCUAAGAUUCUUGCACCUGGCCUUCGUGUUGGCUGGCAGGAGACAGCCACUCCAGCGUUGGCACUUCAGCUUUCAAGCACCGGAGCAAACAAAUCUGGAGGCUCCCCUGGCCAAUUGAACUCGGUCGUGGUCCAGCAUUUGAUUACUGACGGCACCAUAGAUAAAAUUGUCGAGUUCUACAAAAAGACAUACAAAGCCAGAGCUGAGACACUCAAGAAAGCUUUGGACGAGCACUUGCCUCCCAAAUACACCAAACACUACGGUGGUGACGGAGGGUACUUCGUUUGGGUGACGAUAGACGCUCCCAACUUUAACCUUUCCGAAGUUAUCUCUACCCUUCAGAAGGAACACAAUGUGAUCAUUGCCGAUGGUGGUAAUUUCGAAGUGGAGGGAGAUAGCCUUGGUUGGGCCAAGCUUGGAGCACGUCUAUGCGUUGCCCUACUCACCGAAGAAGAGAUUGAAGAAGGAAUCAAGAAAUGGGGCCAAGUGUUGCACAAGAAACAUCCUGAACUUUAUUAG